Molecule: messenger RNA, 698 nt
Organism: Plectropomus leopardus (leopard coralgrouper)
Lineage: Eukaryota; Metazoa; Chordata; Actinopteri; Perciformes; Serranidae
Product: myelin basic protein-like
Molecular function (GO): structural constituent of myelin sheath
Source: RefSeq, a predicted model, not a curated record
CCCUUACAAACAACAUCAUCACCGCUGUACCUAAAUCAGGAAGCACAGAGACACGUUUCUUUUUCUUUUUCUUUUUUUUUUUAACGGAGACUCUUUGGUGAUUUCAGCAGCGGCGAACCAUAAACGGCAAAAAGGCGUUAUUGUUGAUGUUGAUGACGACCACCGUCGACCACUGUUGAAAGAAGACUGACAGCUGGUUAUAUCCAGUACAAGGCUCAGCUGUGGAUGCAUUUGACACAAGAGACGGUCUCCGUCAACAGCAUGGGCCAGCAUCUCGGAAAGAGGGACUCUCCCACAGGCAGCAAGGCUCCGUCUCCUGAACCUGAAGAACAGCAGACAACAGAAGCAGAACCUGAAUCACAAGAUGAAGUCUUCGGCCUGGGUGAGGCAGAUGCGAACCAGAACAAUGGCUGCAUCUCGGAGAAGCCGGCGGUGACUGACUCCACGGGCGCUGAGGGCCCCCGCCAUCCCUGGACCCCCGCCAGCACAGCUGACCCUGACGCCGCCACACCACGCCCCCACCUGGCCCGCCUCUUCUCCCGAGAUGCCCCGGGCCGAGAGGACAACACCUUCAAAGACCGACCCUCCGAAUCGGACGAGUUGCAGACCAUCCAGGAGCACAGCGGAGCGGCUUCAGAGUGCGGGUCGGAGAGCCCCGAACAGGACCUAGAAUAGGCUAGCUUUUUUUUUGUCCCUCC